GUCGCUGGCCGGGAAAGGCUGAGGCUCCGGUAACCCCGGCAGGGCGGGGGGAGAGGGAGGGGCGGGGCAGGAGCCCCCUGGAGUGCGGGGUCGUGGUCCGGACCAGGAGCGGGAGCCCUAGACACGCUCAGCACCGCUUCCUCUGCCAGCAGGCCCCGCCCGGCCCGGCGAUGGAGUUUCCGGACCUCGGGGCUCACUGUUCCGAGCCGAGCUGUCAGCGCUUGGAUUUUCUGCCGCUCAAGUGCGACGCCUGCUCCGGCAUCUUCUGCGCAGACCAUGUGGCCUAUGCCCAGCAUCACUGUGGAUCUGCUUACCAGAAGGAUAUCCAGGUACCUGUGUGCCCACUCUGUAAUGUGCCUGUGCCUGUGGCCAGAGGGGAGCCCCCUGACCGCGCUGUGGGGGAGCACAUCGACCGAGACUGUCGCUCAGAUCCAGCACAGCAAAAACGUAAGAUCUUCACCAAUAAGUGUGAACGCUCUGGCUGCCGCCAGCGGGAAAUGAUGAAACUGACCUGUGAGCGCUGUGGCGGAAACUUCUGCAUCAAGCACCGUCACCCACUGGACCAUGAGUGCUCUGGGGAGAGUCACCCAACCAGCCGGCCAGGACUUGCCGCCAUCUCCAGAGCACAAGGUCUGGGUUCUUCUACAAGCACCGUCCCCAGCCCAAGUCGGACGUUGCCUUCAUCUACCUCUCCCAGCAGAGCAACAGCCCAGUCUCCAUCCAGGUCAGCCCCCCCAGUGAUCGCUCUGCAGAAUGGCUUGAGUGAGUAUGAGGCUCUUCAAAGAGCCCUGGAACUGUCCCUGGCAGAGACCAAACCCCAGGUCCCAAGUUCUCAGGAGGAAGAGGACUUAGCUCUAGCACAAGCGCUGUCAGCCAGCGAGGCGGAAUACCGACGGCAGCAGGCCCAGAGCCGCAGCUUGAAGCCGUCCAACUGCAGCCUGUGCUAGGGCCCUGGGCUUGGGGAGGGAGGCUCAGCUGAGGAGGACUGUGGCCCCCACACCUCUAGGGUACACAGGGAGAGGAGGCUGGGAGCAGCCAGGAGUGAAGACAAGGAGGCCACCUCCAGGGAGCAUCAGGAGGAGCACCUUGUGGAGUCAAGCCUACAGAAGGCCCUGGAAGAGAGCAGCUAGAACUGUCUGGUGGGUGGGCCCUCGGCGAAUGCUGGCCAGGCCCCGGACAGCCCCCUGCAUCAUGUCAUCCCCUUUACACUGAGGCUGCCCCCAUCUGUAGGGGGCAAGGAGGGGCCUGGAAGGAAUAAAGGAUCUUGGCUGUCACUAA
This is a messenger RNA of Callorhinus ursinus (northern fur seal), 1278 nucleotides long. The record is from RefSeq and is a predicted model, not a curated record. Lineage: Eukaryota; Metazoa; Chordata; Mammalia; Carnivora; Otariidae.